GUGCAGCCAAAGAGGGAAGGAAAGUAUCCUGUCUGAAUGAAUACACGACAAGUCUCCCAGUCUCGAGGCACAAUAUGGUAGCUGUGAUUGAUGACUUGCCAUAAUUAGACCUACCUAGUCAAACUGAUUUAAGAUUUGAGUGGUGCAGGAGUAGAACCUAUUCCUUUUAAUUAGGUGCAGCAGAGACUUUUUGUUAAAAAAAAAAGGAAAGGAAAGGUGGGAGAGAAGGGGAAUACAAGACUUAACGUGGGGCAAACAAAAGCUUUGAUCUGGGAAUCCAAAAUGGCUUCCAUGAGCCUACGAGGCUUUCUGCCCUCACUUCUGCCCACAGCUAGGGUUUGGGUCAGUGUUACAGGAAUUUUUAUAAUGAUUGGGGAGGGGGUUGCCCCUGCAGCACGCAGUGUGCACACACACACACCCUUUGUUCACACCCACACCCACAUGUCUCCUCAAAGCACCACAUAACGCACAACACCACAUAAUUUCCAAUGACUCAUGCAACCUUUCACCUAAUUGUACCUGUAUAUAUAUAGUGGUCAAUGUUAGUGUUGGGUGUGGGUUGGUUGGUUGGUGAAAGCUGAUAGUGUUGAUGUGUGUACAGUUGGUCGGUCGUUUUGCAGAUAAAGACUUUUAAGAAUAAAAGCAGAAAAUACUCUGCAAGGACACUCUUCUCGUGGACUCUUUUAUGCCGACAAGGGUCCGAGGACCAGGCUGGAGGAGACAAAGGAAGUCAGGACUUUUGCUUUUAUCAAACACUGGCAGAAAUUCUGCAGCGGGAAGGUUUGCAAAUGUUUCCCUGCAACUGUUUGCAAACAGCCUGGGCUCCGCCUACAUCCCUCUCCCUCCCCUGUGAACCAUCAUAACCCUCUUCUUAAGUGUUCAGUGGAGUUCUGUGUUCUCUCCUCCGUGCUGCUAAUGACCAACACUGCCUGGAGAAGGAGGGCAGGUGUCCCUUUUCCAACUGCAUAUCACCCUCUUCAGGCUGUGUGAUAAAGAUAAGGGAGCAAUUUUUGAGGCAGAAAAGGGCAAAAGAGGAGAGUUGUACUUUGAUUAUGUACAGUAUAUUGUUCCAUCUGCCCAGUUUUCUCUACUCAGAAGCCUAAGACAUUUUAAAAUACAAAGAGAGGUGGAGGAAAAUAUGCAUUUGAAAUGAGCAACAUGUAGCUUGAGAAUGUAAAGAAGAUUUUCUACGGGGAGGGGCAAGAAGAAGAAAACGAAACUCCUAAAGCCUGAGCUGGGUGUGGACAUUAACCCUGGGAUAAGGAAACCUAUUUAUUCCUCAGCUGGUUAUAAAAGGCCAGAAGAUAAGUGUCAGAAGCAACCUCGAAAAAGUGGCCGGUCUUCUGGGUUUAGAGAAGGAGCGAAUACAAUCCUUCUGAUUAUAGUAACGGCACUGUUUUCAACAGCUUUCCCAAAGCUAAAAAGAACCGCAAGCCUCCAUAAUGGAGUCGCCGACGGCAGGUGCCGACAGCAUAAAGGAAGCAGAAGAGGUGGUUCAGAAUGCCCUGGGCCUGCAUGAGGAAGCAGAAAAACUCUGCAGUGGCUACACAGAGAAGAUCCAAGUUACUCUGAAAGCUCUGCAUUCCUUCCGAGAGAAAGUGGCAAUGGGAUUCAAGGAGCUGCAUGACUUUCUGUACGAUGAGGAGUCGUCUCUUAUGGCCAAAAUAGAUCGAGAGGAAGAGAAACACCUGCGCUUCCUGGAGAACAAGCUGAUGGAUGUGGCUGAGGCAGCAUCCUCUGCUCUGGAACUGGCGGACAACCUCAGUGUGGCCGACAACACCAGCGGACACUACAUGCGCAUGACCGAGGUCCGGCUGGAGCAACUACGGAUGCAGAUGGCCAGGCACAGCAAGGAGAUGAGGUCCUGUGGACCAGAUGUGCUGUGUAGCCCACCCCUAAAGUAUUCCAUUUGCAGGCGGAUGCUGAAGAGAGCAGCACAUUGCGCACUGGAGGACCUCACCCUUGAUGACAGCAGCGCCCAUCCUCACCUGGUUGUUUCCGCAGACUUAAAAUCGGUCAGGCUGAGCCUUCUCAGCCAGGCAGUUCCACAGAGCCUACGGCGUUUUCAGCCCUGCCUCUAUGUCCUCUGCUCACAGGGCUUCCAGUCAGGUAAGCAUUACUGGGAGGUGAGCGUUGGGCAGAAAACCAACUGGGUCCUUGGGGUAGCCAGCUGCCGCGUCAACCGCAAGGCAGUGGAGAACCUCGCUCCUGAAAAUGGAUACUGGGUCCUCAGGAAAGCACCAGGAGACCGUUUCUACGCCUUGAGCUCAACCCCGGUGCUUCUUGCUCCCAGCCACAGCCCCUCAAAGGUUGGAGUGCUCCUGGACUAUGAAAACGGCAAGGUUGGGUUUUACAGUGCAGAGAACAUGGUGAAAAUCUGCACGAUCACGGGUGACUUUCAGGAGAUGUUGCACCCCUUCUUCUGCCCUGGCUUGACACUCGGUGAAGAGGAUUGCUAUCCUCUGACACUAAACAGUUAGAGGGAAAGAGGAAAAACUGGACAAUCUGGAGGGAGAAGGCGAAUGCCGAGAAAGCUCAGGGAAAUAAAUAAUAAAUACUGUUAAAGGUUUGCAGGUGCAUUUGUGUGUUUCUGAAAACUGCUUCGUGCCACAGGAGUAAAGGUAAAGGUAAAGGGACCCCUGACCAUUAGGUCCAGUUGUGACCGACUCUGGGGUUGCGGCGCUCAUCUCGCGUUAUUGGCCAAGGGAGCCGGCGUACAGCUUCCGGGUCAUGUGGCCAGCAUGACAAAGCUGCUUCUGGCGAACAAGAGCAGCGCACGGAAACGCCGUUUACCUUCCUGCUGGAGCGGUACCUAUUUGUCUACUUGCACUCUGAGAUGCUUUUGAACUGCUAGGUUGGCAAGAGCUGGGACCGAGCAACGGGAGCU
Zootoca vivipara (common lizard) is the source of this 2887-nucleotide messenger RNA. RefSeq names its product zinc-binding protein A33-like. NCBI's taxonomy places the organism in Eukaryota, Metazoa, Chordata, Lepidosauria, Squamata, Lacertidae. The record is from RefSeq and is a predicted model, not a curated record. Gene Ontology annotation, molecular function: protein binding.